AGCGUUUCGCAAACUGCUAGUGCACGAACAAGUCAUGGAAGCAGAGAAACUUGUUGAAUGUGCUAAUCACUCUUGGUAGCUGGUACGAAUAUCAAUACGAUUGAGUUGGCUUGUGAUUCUGUGCGAAAACUUCAAGUAGCCAUUACACAAAAUGAAUAAUGGAAAAGUUCUUAUCUACGGAGGUCGUGGUGCUUUGGGAGCCGCAUGUGUUCAAUAUUUCAAGAACAACAACUGGUGGGUUGGUUGCAUUGACCUCACUGAAAAUGCAAACGCUGAUUUUAACAUCGUUGUAAACCGUGAUGACGAUUGGGUUGCUCAAGAGCAAAACGUGCUGUCAAAAGUGCAAUCGUCACUGAAUGGGGAAAAGUUGGAUGCUGUGAUAUGUGUGGCUGGCGGCUGGGCCGGCGGCAAUGCUAAGAAAGAUCUGGCCAAAAACUCGGAUCUUAUGUGGAAGCAAUCCGUUUGGUCUUCUACUAUUUCUGCUACCGUUGGUGCCAAUCAUCUUAAGGCAGGCGGCCUGCUUGCACUGACAGGAGCAAACCCUGCUCUAUCUGCCACUCCUGGUAUGAUUGGCUAUGGAAUGGCCAAGGCAGCUGUUCACCAACUGACCAAGAGUCUCGCCGGAAAAGAUUCCGGUCUUCCGGAUAACUCGUUGGUGGUGUCCAUUUUGCCGGUAACACUGGAUACUCCGAUGAAUCGCAAAUGGAUGCCAGAUGCAGAUUUUGGAACGUGGACACCGCUGGAGUUUGUUGCCGACCUUUUCCACAAAUGGACCAAAGGUGACGAACGCCCAGUAAAUGGAAGCCUGGUAAAAUUAAUAACUACAAACUCAAAAACGGAACUGGUAAUGGCUGAUUGAAACUGGAUGACCAACGAAACAUUCCGUACUGUGCUCUCUUUUCCUUGCAUCAACGUUGUAAAUUGAUUUAAAAUAAAAAAUGUUGAUUUAAAAAUUA
Messenger RNA from Topomyia yanbarensis, 956 nucleotides. It is a transcript of the gene Dhpr, whose product is annotated as dihydropteridine reductase. The transcript has 3 exons. NCBI's taxonomy places the organism in Eukaryota, Metazoa, Arthropoda, Insecta, Diptera, Culicidae. The coding region runs from base 152 to 859 and encodes 235 amino acids. The record is from RefSeq and is a predicted model, not a curated record. Gene Ontology annotation, biological process: L-phenylalanine catabolic process; tetrahydrobiopterin biosynthetic process. Gene Ontology annotation, cellular component: cytoplasm. Gene Ontology annotation, molecular function: 6,7-dihydropteridine reductase activity; NADPH binding; NADH binding.